UCCGAGGGGCCCAGUUUGCUUGGAAUUUAGUCUAGAAUCUAGUCUAAAGACUUUAAAAUAGGUAAUUACAUUCAGGGUGAUCCCUGCAAUGACGAUAGCUUAUAGACACCUUCAUAUAGAGAAUAAAGUAACUUGAGGAUGUAAGUGGAAAGCAGCAGAUCAGGGAAGGUUUCACUAAGGAGGGGAGAUUUGAACUGGGCUUUGGAGGUUGAUUAGGAGUGUUCUAGUUGACCAGAAGAGAAGGGACAUUUCAGGUAAGGGAAACAGCACGGGAUGCAAGUUAUGAAAGGGCGUUUUAGAGGAACAAAUAUAGUAACAGCUCAAUAUUGCAAGAAAUUAUAAAGAUGAGUUCCUGAAAAGAAGAUUGAGACCAGAAGGCUUUGAAUGUCAUGCUGAGGCCAGAAUUUAUCCUAGAGCACAGGACACCAUGAAGCAGCUGCCAGUCUUGGAGCCUGGAGACAAGCCCAGGAAAGCAUCAUGGUACACCUUGACCCCAGCUGGAGACAGUCCCUGUGCUCGGGUUGGCCACAGCUGCUCAUACUUACCCCCUGUUGGUGACGCCAAGAGAGGGAAGGUCUUCAUUGUUGGGGGAGCAGAUCCAAACAGGAGCUUCUCAGAUGUGCACACCAUCGAUUUGGGAACACACCAGUGGGAUUUAGCCACCUCGGAGGGCCUCUUGCCUCGGUACGAGCAUGCCAGCUUUGUCCCCUCCUGCACACCUCACAGCAUCUGGGUGUUUGGAGGUGCCGACCAGACGGGAAAUCGAAAUUGCCUACAAGUUCUGAAUCCUGAAACAAGGACUUGGACCAUGCCAGAAGUGACCAGCCGACCACCGUCCCCAAGAACAUUCCACACGUCAUCGGCAGCUAUUGGGAACCAGCUCUAUGUCUUUGGGGGCGGAGAGAGAGGCGCCCAGCCCGUGCAAGAUGUGAAGCUGCAUGUGUUUGAUGCAAACACCCUGACCUGGUCACAACCAGAGACACUUGGAAAACCUCCAUCCCCCCGGCAUGGUCAUGUGAUGGUGGCAGCAGGGACAAAACUCUUCAUUCAUGGAGGCUUGGCAGGGGACAAUUUCUAUGAUGAUCUCCAUUGCAUUGAUAUCAGUGACAUGAAGUGGCAGAAGCUAAGUCCCACUGGGGCAGCUCCCAUAGGCUGUGCUGCCCACUCAGCUGUGGCUGUGGGGAAGCACUUAUACAUCUUCGGAGGGAUGACUCCCACUGGAGCCCUGGACACAAUGUACCAAUAUCACAUAGAAAAGCAGCAUUGGACCUUGCUUAAAUUUGAUACUUUUCUACCCCCUGGACGAUUGGACCAUUCCAUGUGUAUCAUUCCAUGGCCAGUGACAACGUGUACAUCUGAGACAGAAGAUUCAAACUCUGCCACUCUCAACUGUGGUGCUGCGAAGGGGGAUUCCACUGGGAAAGGAGUAACCCAAGGUGGUGACUUGCAUGAAGGUCAGACUGACACACUGCUCUGUUUUGUGUUUGGUGGGAUGAACACAGAAGGGGAAAUCUAUAAUGAUUGUAUUGUGACUGUAGUUGAUUAAUAAAAGCCACAUUUUUA
This is a messenger RNA of Hippopotamus amphibius kiboko, 1563 nucleotides long. It is a transcript of the gene RABEPK, whose product is annotated as Rab9 effector protein with kelch motifs. Bases 428 to 1546 code for a protein of 372 amino acids. Gene Ontology annotation, molecular function: protein binding. The transcript has 8 exons. NCBI's taxonomy places the organism in Eukaryota, Metazoa, Chordata, Mammalia, Artiodactyla, Hippopotamidae. The record is from RefSeq and is a predicted model, not a curated record.